Messenger RNA from Notolabrus celidotus (New Zealand spotty), 4682 nucleotides. RefSeq names its product transmembrane protein 91 (gene tmem91). Lineage: Eukaryota; Metazoa; Chordata; Actinopteri; Labriformes; Labridae. The coding region runs from base 1755 to 2492 and encodes 245 amino acids. The transcript is spliced from 4 exons. The record is from RefSeq and is a predicted model, not a curated record. Gene Ontology annotation, cellular component: membrane; intracellular membrane-bounded organelle.
GUGAUGGGAAUAACACACUCAGGCUCAGGCGCACCACCAACAGGCUCUAGGACCCGGUGUCUCUGCCCUAAGCAGGCAGCAGAGCUGAGGGAAGGCAAGAGGAGAGAGAGAGAGACAGAAAGAGGUGUAGGAGGAGAGAAGAGAUCUGUAUUUGGAAAGUCAAAGGAAAGCUGAGAGUGGCAGAAGAAAGUUGACACCCUGCAAGAUGCUCUGCAGCCUCAACAAGGAUUAUUAAAAGACCUUCCCCUUUCUUAGAGGAGGAGAGAGCGCGCGCACAGGAGGAUGCGAGAGGGGCUGGUGUGCAGGGGGAAGGGGAGUCUUUGACAGAGCAUACAUUACUGCUGCUGCUGCUGCCCACACAGGUGUAUUCAAUGCAUCUGCAUGCGCUCACAGCCGAAUCAGCACAAUCCGACGGAUAGAUAGAGACAAGUUUGACUGUCUGACUCUUACCCUGACCCCCCUCCACGGAAAACACGUGUGGGAUACACACUCUGCUCAUAUCAAGACAUACAAGGAUACUCACCAACACACACCUUCUGAUGAUCGGGAGCUGUCCGUGGAUCAGUGUGUGACAGAAUCCAGUCCUGUGGAUGGUUGAGGCUGGGACGGGUCCAGGAUCUAAAAACGUAAAGAUCUCCUUGUCCUCGUCAGAGAGGUGGAUAGAGAGCUGCCCGGCUCCUCGUCUGUCCUGAAUGAAACCCUUUUUAGGCUGGAUGGAGUACAUUAAAAAUACAUGUCCCGAGGGAGCACUGCCGUGGCAAGCAGCGAACCAAGAGCCAUAAAUCAACACAGGAGGACUUUGAUUUCUUCAUUAUCGCUUCCUGCUGAAACAACAGAGUAACAGGCGUGUUGGCAGGCCUGCUGACCUGCGGAUGUUCAACAUAGGAAUCUAUUUCUGGAGCCUCAUUGCUUUUACAGAUUAACCGCCCUCAAUUAUGGCCCCAAUCCGUUCAUUGCGCCACUAGUUCGACUGACGCCGGAGGUUACGCAUAUUCAAGCCUCAAAACACCCCAGACUUCAUCAGCCGGGUCAUCUGAAGGCUGCUGUGUUUGGUCUGAGUGUUUUUGUUUUUCUCUUUACAAUAAGUUCUCAAAUCACGAGUCAGCAUUCACAUCUCUUCAGAGAAGCUCAGAGAGAAGAUUGAAGACGUCACUUCUUUCCUCUGAUACCACCACUCUGUCCUUAGAUUAAUCAAUUUUUCUUGCAAGAGACAUUUUGCAAGAUUUCCUGAGGGCAAAUUGCACUGAAAACCCAUUGCCAAGUUUUUUUUUAAUUAGCCCAUCUCGUGCUAAUCAAAGUCCUCCAUCACCAGAAUAGACGUUUCCAUAUAGUAUGAGAGAGAAAGUGGCCGACAUUAGCAUAUUCAUGAACACUGAUGCUCUCAAUCAAACAAAAUGGAAGACAUGGGGCAAAUCCUGAGCCAUCGCGCCCUGGAACAAAUAGCUUAUGACAUGUGAGGAAAGAGGAUCCUGAAUCUCCAACUUCAGAGCAUCCCACAGCACACAGGAGCAGGCUUACUCUGCCACAUUAAGGAUAGUUCUCAUAAACUCAUAAACCUAGCAUGUGUUGUUGACCUCUGAACUAAAAGCUAAGAUAAAAAAUUAAGAAUAGGAUUAAAGAUGGAUUAUCACUGAAACACUAAAGCCUGCAAAGCAGCCGAGACUCUUCUGGGAGGCGCACUGCAGACCAAUUUGUAGAUUACUUUGGGUUGUUGAUGUGGUGGCCUCUAGUGUGCUGGGUGUUAAAACGUAGGGAUGGAGAAACUAGAUGAGCUGGAGCACCCUCUUCUGGGAGAAACCCCAAACGACAGCCGGGCAUCCGGGCCAGGGCUUGGUCCUGGAGCUGGACAGGCUCCUGGUGGGCUCUUCAAAGGCUUCUUGGUUAAAUGUGAGGAGGACAGAGCCUACCCUCCUUUAGCAUGGAGGGGCUACUGCGGACAUCCUCCUGAGCUUCAGCAGCAGCAGCUACUGGACCCCUGCUCCUUACCUCGCACGUUGGAGUCCUAUUAUCCAUCAGCCCCGAUCUGGGGCCACACAGACUCCCUGCUGAGUAAAGACUACCUGGAGACUACCUUUGUGGACAUCCGGCCCGGCUCCACGCUGGAGAGGAAGCUGCUGGCUGAGACGCAGGACUACAACAGUCUGACGUACAGCAUGGAUGAUGAGGAUGAUCUGCUCCCUGACUCUGACGACUCGUCCAUUGAUGACUUCAGUGAUACAGACAGUGAGAGCAACUUCCCACUGAUGAUCCCUCAGGACUACCUGGGUCUGGCCUUUUUCUCCAUGCUCUGCUGCUUCUGGCCCCUGGGCAUCGCUGCCUUCUACCUGUCACAGAAGACCAACAAGGCAUCCGCUCAGGGGGAUUUCCAGGGGGCCAACGCCGCUUCUCGCCAGGCUCUGUGGCUCUCCGUGCUCUCCAUCGUGUUUGGAAUCAUAACGUACAUCUGUGCUAUCGCUGCGUUGAUUUCCUACCUGUCUGGGAAACCACCUUAAGAGCAACUCUUCCACACAAAAACAGACCUCUCACACAUAUCAUGAAUAUAAAAGUCACACUAACAUAUCACCUGCUCACGUAAAAAAAGAUUCACAGUCUGUCUUUCAUUCUUAUCUGCAGUCAUGUUUUAUCUACACCCAGCUGGAAAUGAACAAAACACAACAGGAGAGCUGCUGUAGGGAUUAUAAUCACUUCUAAUUGGAUUAGGAAAUAACUCAGCUCAGAGGACAUUCCCUCACACAUUUAGGAGAAUUAUUAAAAAUAAGUUACUCAGUAUCACUCCAUAUAAGAUAUUCAGUGUGUACAUGUGGUUCGUUUUGUCACCCAAUGACUCAAGUAACCUAUCAUCCUUUAAAUCUGUGCUGUAGUUCUCAUCAUGUGUUAGCGGUGUGAAAACAACUAGGACUACAAAUGCAGAUGUUAUCACAACACUGUAUAUAUUACUGUCAAAAUAAAAAACAGAUGAAUAAUGAGAAGCUGAGGAGGAAGGGAGAGGCGAUAUGUGGCCUUGUCUUGCCCGGAGGAAGCAAAGUGGAUGGCAGAGUGCGACGAUGGAGUCUGCAGAUUUAUGAGAAGGUCACAGCAAGGACGUAACAGUGGCUAAAUCCUGAUGGACCUCGCUGUGGGGGAGCCUGAGCCAGCACUGUCGCUCAUGGGGUGAAAGCUGGUGAUGGUUUAAGAGCCCCAGAGAUUUAUUUUAAAAUAUCAGGGGCCAGAAGGAAGAGUCUCUCAGAGAAGACAGAAUAUCUGUGACCUCUUCGGCUGGAGCGGAAAGGAAACAGCGCACAUGUUCAUCGAUCAACAUCCUGAUUUUAUCGCUCAUUGUUUACCUGCAGAAAGGACUGAUUGUGCUUUCUUUAUAAGUUUGUAUCUUUAUGUGGAAAAAAAAGUUUUAAAAAAGUAUACAUUUAGUGCCAUUCUUUAAGAAAAUAAGUGUAGAGGUGGAGAUCAGGGGCUUUUAAAUAAACUGCAGUGUCAAAAUGGAAAACAGUGGCUCUAGAUAUAGAGAUGAAGGAGCUGCUUCUAUAUCAGUGCAAGGAAAUGAUGACAUCCAGAGAGGGGGUGCAGACCUGUGAGGAAAAGUGCCAAAAAUAUAAAAGAAACUCUAAGGAUGAUCCUUUCAUGUGCUGUUCCAUUUAUAGAAGCAUCCAGGCUGCUACUUCACGCUCUCCAAAUAUAGAUCCUGCUAUUUUUUCCUCAAAAAAAAACUGAAAUCCUGCAGGAGCCUGCUACUCUGCAUUAUGACAAACUUGAAAAUGAAGUUGUGUACAUAAACUUAUGUACACACAAUAUCACUUUUUUCCAAAGGAGUGUGGUGGAGUUAAUAUGAUGCAAAAAAACAACAACUAAGAAAUCUAAUACUCAGUGAUGCAUGAGUCAGUGAAAUAUUCAUUUCAGUCACAACAGAUACGUGCAUGGCAGGUCUGUAGUUUGUCAUGCACAAACCUGCUUACAGCUUGGCUUCAGUCACUCCUUGUACUUGAACCUCAAGUAUUGCAAAAAUGGCUUUGUGGGAGAAGACCUCUGGCCAUAUUGGUUUGAGAAUAAGUGUGCCAUUAAAAACUGUGAAUGAGAGAAACCUUCAGUGAAUAUUAAAAAAAGACUAAGGUAAAAGUUGGCGUUUUCUAUUUAGAUGUAUAGUUUUUAUAGAGUCCACAACUGAACUUCAACUUAAUCUCAAAUCCUUUGUUUUCUGCCAACUCAGUGUUGUAUGAAGACUAAGCUGAUAAUAGACUACAGUCACUGUAAGUGGUAUUUGUAGACACACCUUUGUUAUCUCAGUGUCUGACCCUCUUCAGCCGUCACUGUUGAUGUUCUGUGAUGCAGCCGCACCGACUUGAGUCCUCACGCUGCGUCAUUCAGUUCUGACAAUCCUGAACAUCCUGUCUCCACCAGACCUCAAUGAGAAAAUGAUCCUUUGUUGUUACAGCAGAGUUACCACCAUUACUGAUUUAUAAGAGAGCAUUUGAGGUGGAGUAUCUUAACUGAUCAUGUCAUGAGACGGGCUCUGGUCAGUUUGUCUCUCUUUGUAUCACUUGUAGGGAACAACCGGACGAGGUGAAGUGGAUCAAAGUCAAAGGCUGUGGCACAAUAACAAGAGAUACUCAGUUUUAUUCCCGGUUCACAUCCUUGUAUUACUUGUAAAUAUUAAACUGAGAGAAAAUCCCAAUAAAUGCACUUGUUUGACA